GAGUCUUGCUCUAUUGCCCAGGCUAGAUUGCAAUGGCGAGAUCUUGGCUCACUGCAACCUCCGCCUCCUGGGUUCAAGCAAUUCUCCUGCCUCAGCCUCCAGAGUAGCUGGGAUUACAGGUAUGUGCCAACACGCCUGGCUAAUUUUUUUGUAUUUUUUUUUAGUAGAGACGAGAUUUCACAAUGUUGGCCAGGCUGGUCUUGAACUCCUGACGUCAGGUGAUCCACCUGCCUCAGCCUCCCCAAGUGCUGGGAUUACAGGCAUGUGCCACCGUGCAUGGAACCUGGUUUUAUCUUGAAAUGUUGCAAACGUUUAUAAAGACAGUAUUUCUAAAUUCACAUCAACAUCUUAUGGUAACGGCUAGCUCCUACUUGUCAUAUGACUGCCCCGGUACAAGCGUUAGAUGCAGCUUCUACAGCAGGAAGCAGAUGACUUCCUUCUGGAGGCCUCUUUUUCUUUUUUCCCUUUUUUUUUUUGAGACGGAGUUUCGCUCUUGUUGCCCAGGCUGGAAGACAAUCGCGCGAUCUCGGUUCACUGUAACUCGGGUUCAAGCGAUUCUCCUGCCUCAGCCUCCGGAGUAGCUGGGAUUACAGGCAUGUGCCACCAUGCGUAAUUUUGUAUCUUUAGUAGAGACGGGGUUCCUCCAUGUUGGCCAGGCUGGUCUCGAACUCCCGACCUCAGGUGAUACACCUGCCUCGGCCGCCCAAAAUGCUGAGAUUACAGGCGUGAGCCACCGCACCCGGCCCUUUUUCUUUUAUUCUGUAGCCCAGGCUGGAGUGCUGUGACGUGAUCACGGUUUACUGCAGCAGCGACCUUCUGGGCUCAGCGAUCUUCCUGCCUCAGCCUCCCGAGUAGCUGAGACCACGAGUGCUCACUGCCGCCCCCCCAGCUUUUUUUUUUUUUUGUAGCGAUGCGGUCUCACUAUGGUGCCCAGGCUGGUCUGCAACUCCCGGGCUCAAGCGAUCCUCCCGCCCCGCAUUUCAAAGUACUGGGAAGGCCCCUUCCAAGCUUAAGCAGAGAUAAUGGUUUUCAAGUUAAACAAAGGUAACCAAGGAAAAAGUUUUCUCUGAAUACCGAGAUAAAUUAGGGAAAUCGCCAGAGAAUGUGGUGCUGAGGAAACACUACUGAAUUACACCACACAGACCGGAGCGAUGCUGGUCUGGUCAAAAGGGCAACCGGACGCCUUAAAAGCGGGGCGGGGGAACGCGUAGAGCCCGUAGAGGAACACGGAGGCGCUGGGUUAAGAGUCAGGGAUACGCAGGCUUCGAAACCCGCUCGGCCGCUCCACCCGGGGGAAAGUCCAGCGAAGGGCGGCAGCAAACCUCAGGGAGCAACUCCCGGCGUCAGAGAAGCGGUACUGGGAGCCGGUUAUGGAAGAAUCCGGAACGAAGGCACUGGGCGCGGUGAGGCAGUGGGGGCAGAGUCCGAGAAUCAACAGCUGUGGCUGGCCACACCACGCCCAGAGCGAAAUUAAGGGCGCGCCCCCAGCAGCCGACUCAGUCGGCGUGGCGCUUCUCCCAUAGUCUCCCAUGCUUCCGCCGCGGGAAGUAGUCCCCGGCUGCGCCGACUCCAAAGGAAACCGAGGGAGGGUGCCCCGAGUCAGCGCGUGGGUCCCGGCAGCGGCGAUCGCGCAGCCAAUCCCUGGAAAGGAGGGCGUGGCCAUAUCGGCCCCGUGGAUCCCUCCGCCCGUGUUUGCUGUGCUGAGGCCGAGGAAACCGCCAUUUUGGAUGGUGAACCCUGAAGUCGGUGUCUGCUGUGUUCAGGGCAGGAUUCGGUUAGGAGGAACAGCACAGCAUGCUGGGCUCUGGAUUUAAAGCUGAGCGCUUAAGAGUGAAUUUGAGAUUAGUCAUAAAUCGCCUUAAACUAUUGGAGAAAAAGAAAACGGAACUGGCCCAGAAAGCAAGGAAGGAGAUUGCUGACUAUCUGGCUGCUGGGAAAGAUGAACGAGCUCGGAUCCGUGUGGAGCACAUUAUCCGGGAAGACUACCUCGUGGAGGCCAUGGAGAUCCUGGAGCUGUACUGUGACCUGCUGCUGGCUCGGUUUGGCCUUAUCCAGUCUAUGAAGGAACUAGAUUCUGGUCUGGCUGAAUCUGUGUCUACAUUGAUCUGGGCUGCUCCUCGACUCCAGUCAGAAGUGGCUGAGUUGAAAAUAGUUGCUGAUCAGCUCUGUGCCAAGUAUAGCAAGGAAUAUGGCAAGCUAUGUAGGACCAACCAGAUUGGAACUGUGAAUGACAGGCUAAUGCACAAGCUGAGUGUGGAAGCCCCACCCAAAAUCCUGGUGGAGAGAUACCUGAUUGAAAUUGCAAAGAAUUACAAUGUACCCUAUGAACCUGACUCUGUGGUCAUGGCAGAAGCUCCUCCUGGGGUAGAGACAGAUCUUAUUGAUGUUGGAUUCACAGACGAUGUGAAGAAAGGAGGCCCUGGAAGAGGAGGGGGUGGUGGCUUCACAGCACCAGUUGGUGGACCUGAUGGAAUGGUGCCAAUGCCCAUGCCCAUGCCUAUGCCAUCUGCAAAUACACCUUUCUCAUAUCCACUGCCAAAGGGACCAUCAGAUUUCAAUGGACUGCCAGUGGGGACUUAUCAGGCCUUUCCCAAUAUUCAUCCACCUCAGAUACCAGCAACUCCCCCAUCGUAUGAAUCUGUAGAUGACAUUAAUGCUGAUACCUCUUCUGCACAGAUUGUUGGUCCUGGACCCAAGCCAGAAGCCUCUGCAAAGCUUCCUUCCAGACCUGCGGAUAACUAUGACAACUUUGUCCUACCAGAGUUGCCAUCUGUGCCAGACACACUACCAACUGCAUCUGCUGGUGCCAGCACCUCAGCAUCUGAAGACAUUGACUUCGAUGAUCUUUCCCGAAGGUUUGAAGAGCUGAAAAAGAAAACAUAGGUCUCUUAAACCAGGCAACUUUCACGUUCUGGGAGUUGAGACUGAGCAAUUUCUCCUUGUAACAAAGAAUCUCCAUGAAAUUCCGUUUCAUCUGUUAACCGUCACUCAGCACAACACUCCUCCUCUGGGCUCUCUUCCUGCUCCUCCAGAUUCUGCUGCUUUCCAGUUCUCUGUUGAUCCUGAGACUAACAACUGGAGAUUGAGGCCGGAGCAACAGGCUCCUGGCAGCUGUGCUUGUCCGUUUCCUGUCAGAGUGAUCCCAUGGUCCCUCCACAGGAGUGUGAGGAUGGGGAAGCACUGGGGAGACCACCAAAGAUGGCUAGACAGUGGGAGAGAGCACGUUGUGAAGCAUCCUAGCCUCGUGUUGAGGUUCCAGACUUAGAAACAAACCCCUCUGUCCAGGGGGAUUGUGGUGAGUGAGAAGGCCACAGUGUGUGUUUUCUCACUCUCGAUUGAAAGUGGGAGGGAGAAAAUGACUCAGGACACCAUUGUAACGGUUCCUGGAAGCUGGGCUCUCUCAUUGGCAUAUACACUACUCCUCGCUGCAGGGCACUGUCACACCGGGAUCCAGUUGCAAAGUUUGUCUCGACAGUUGAAGGCCUCAUUUAGUUGUACUGGAUUCUCAGGGAGCCCUCUGUGGCCUUUUGCUUUGAGUGCUGUUUCCCUUAUACCAGAGGGCGGCACCGUGGAAAUUCUGUUUUCCCUGUAGCAUAUUGUGUUGGAUUGCAUUACUGGCAGAGAAAGGACAAGUUGCCAUUCAAGUCUAGGGUGGGCUUCCAGCUGCCUUAAUAGAAGUACUCAAGUCUUUUGGGUAGUGAGCUGGAAAGCCUACAGGAAAAGAGGGGUACCUGUUUUCAUUUGAAAACUUUGAUUCAUGGAACCUUUCAAACUAAUCUCAGAUAAAUUUUUGGUGCCCAUGUGGCUGUAGUUGUUCACUGCUUUCCUGGAUGGAUGGGACUCUUGUGUCGUAACUUCUGUUACUCCUUUGGCCCAUAGCUAAGGUCAUCCUUCCCCACAGGGGUGGCUUUGGGAUUGGAUGAUACAGCUUUUGCUUCUGUGUAGUAUACCUGUACAUACUUGUUUCAGGCAGUGUUUCUUUAAUGUUUUCAGUUGGUUUGUAUUCUGUAGCUCAGUAGCUGCUAAUAAAGUUAAAGAUCCUG
Molecule: messenger RNA, 4043 nt
Organism: Symphalangus syndactylus (siamang)
Lineage: Eukaryota; Metazoa; Chordata; Mammalia; Primates; Hylobatidae
Gene: IST1
Product: IST1 factor associated with ESCRT-III
Biological process (GO): protein transport
Source: RefSeq, a predicted model, not a curated record